AUUUAAUAACAAACAAAAUAUGUUCAAACUAUUGGUGCCUAUGAACCAAAUGAAACAGUUUAAAAUAGACUAUAAUUACGAAAAGAUUGCAUUUGAUUUGAUUGACGCUAAUUGGGCUGAAAAGGUAGACAUCUAUGAGAAACGAGUCGUCCAUUCGAUGAAGAGUGGAGACGAUUAUGAUUAUGAAAACUAUCACAACUUAAACGAAAUUAAUAAUGAAUUAAAACGUGUGUCCAAAGUGUUUGCAAACAUUACGAGACUAUUCUCAUUGGGACAGACAUACGAGAAACGGGAGAUCUAUGCCAUCAGAAUAGCCAAAGACUAUAAUAAGAAGAUAAUUGUGUUUGAGUGCGGAAUUCAUGCCAGAGAAUGGAUUUCACCGGCUGUUUGUCUGUACUCUAUAAAACAUUUACUUAAUGAGCAAACCUUGCUCAUUAAUAAAUAUCAAUUCCUUAUUAUCCCCACAAUCAAUCCGGACGGGUAUGACUAUACGUGGACUGGAGAUAGAUUUUGGAGGAAAAACAGGCAACAGAUAUCAGAAAAAGAUUGCUUUGCGCUCGAAACCAAAGCGUUAAGUAAUUACUUGAAACAAAUUGGACACAAAUUAGUGGCAUAUUUCGCGUUUCACUCUUACGGUCAGUUGUGGACCUAUCCCUACAGCUAUACCAAAGACAAACCAUGUAUUGAUGACCACAUCCUAUUUAAACAACUCUCAGAAAUAGCCACUAAUGCUAUCAAACGAACGCAUAAUAAGAUCUACACUUAUGGCGAUAACUCCGACUUGUUGUACAUGGCCUCUGGAGUAAGCAAUGACUGGGUUUACGCUACAUUUGGUGUGAAAAUAAAUUUCGGGAUAGAGCUGCGUGACCAGGGACAAUUCAAUUACUUCCUGCCGGCCCCACAGAUAAAGCCCACCUCUGAAGAGAUGUGGGCCGCCAUUGAAGCCAUUUUCAAACACGUGUCUCAAACGGAUUCAUUUGCCACGGGAUCUACUCUGGAUGACAUCCGAAAGUCUGUCGACCCUUAUGUGGCCCUUAAGGACAAUGAAGAGAGAGCCCAAUACGAGGACUUCUGGAAACUUAAUUCAUAUUUUCACGGAAACACAGAUAAAGCCAGUGAUUAUGGGGCCGUUGAAGAGCACCUGAAAAAGUUAGAGACGGGAAAGGGAGCUGCGAAUAGACUCUUCUAUUUAGCCCUUCCGCCUACUGUUUAUGCGGCCACGGCUUCGGCCCUACACUCAGCCCUUAUGUCGCAAACGGGUUGGAAUCGACUCAUAAUAGAGAAGCCUUUCGGUCGCGACAGUGAGAGCUCUAACACUUUGUCCGAAGAAUUGUCAAAAUUGUUUACAGAGGACCAGAUCUAUCGCAUUGACCACUACUUAGGCAAAGAAAUGGUACAGAAUUUGCUUUCAUUGAGGUUUGCAAACAGAAUAUACGAACAGAACUGGAAUAAAGACAGCAUUUCUAACGUCGAGAUACUCUUCAAAGAGCCGUUUGGCACUCAG
Molecule: messenger RNA, 1504 nt
Organism: Oppiella nova
Lineage: Eukaryota; Metazoa; Arthropoda; Arachnida; Sarcoptiformes; Oppiidae
Source: the annotation of a GenBank genome assembly